Messenger RNA from Xyrauchen texanus (razorback sucker), 1229 nucleotides. RefSeq names its product epithelial membrane protein 3-like. The record is from RefSeq and is a predicted model, not a curated record. Gene Ontology annotation, cellular component: plasma membrane. The coding region runs from base 119 to 616 and encodes 165 amino acids. The transcript is spliced from 5 exons. NCBI's taxonomy places the organism in Eukaryota, Metazoa, Chordata, Actinopteri, Cypriniformes, Catostomidae.
AGACUGUGGAGAGAGUGAGUAUAUGUGAAGGAGAAGGGGAGGAAACUAGCUGAAGAGACAGAAAAAUUACAGAAGAUUUCAGAAGAUUUGUUGGUACCACUGAGCAAGGUCCACUGAAAUGGCUUUCUUGUUGAUGUCAGUUACUGUUCUGCAUUUGGUGACUCUAGCUCUGCUUUUCAUUGCCACGAUGGAAAAGUCCUGGUGGUCAUGGGGAGACAUUGAGAACACAGAUCUUUGGUAUAAAUGCAUGUAUGACAACAGCACAGAAGCCUGGCUGUGUUCGUCUGCCAGUGAGAGUGAAUGGCUGCAGUCAGUACAAGCGCUCAUGAUCUUGUCUGUGGUCCUCUCCUCCAUCUCCUUCAUGGUGUUCCUCGGUCAGCUCUUCACCAUGUCCAAAGGAGGACUUUUCUAUUUCACUGGAUUGUGCCAACUUUUUGCAGGUUUUGCAGCAUUUUCUGCUGUCCUUAUCUUCACUUUUCAAAGGAAAGAGAUUCUUCAAGAUACUCGUGAACUGGAAAAAGGUCAUUUCGGCUACUGUUACAUCCUCGCCUGGGUGUGUGUGCCUCUCUUGCUUAUUAGUGGCUCACUUUAUGUCCAUCUGCGCAAAAGGGCCUGAUUAUCUCAUUUAAGCUGCAUAGGGACUUUUACUGUUGAUAUUAUAUGCUUAAACUCUAGCUAUUAUAAAAUGGCUUGCUGUUCUGCAUAAUUUAUUAUCCUGGACCAAAUUCCUGACACCUACUUUAAUGUUUUUUUUUUUUUUUAAUCUUUUUGGCAAACAAGCAAUGCGUUGCAACAAUACUUUCUGUAUUUUUCCAUAUUGGGAAACCGUUGCUUUAAUUAAUCGCUGAUAAUUAAAUGGAAUUGAAAUGUUUAGCUGCAUCUGAAUUUGUAUUGUUUCAGAGUAUAAACUGGAAUUGAUAAAUAACUUCUUAGUAUAUAGCAGGGAAGUAGGCAUAGUUGUUUGCUUGGUUAGCUUUAAAUUUAGUCAGUGCUAAGACUUGAGUAUAAAAAAAAAAGCAAACACAAAGGCUUCUUUGAUGACACAGAGACGUAACUGUGGAUGGGUCACUUUCAUUCGGAGCACUAGUUUGAAUGUCCCAAAUGUAAAUGUUAGAACUGGAAGCACAAAACUUUAGACAGAUCCUUUUUAUCCCAACAUUAAAAUUGUGUACUUGCCUCUUUGAACUAUUCUGUUAUAACUGUAUGUAAACAAAUAAAGUAUGAUUUGA